This is a messenger RNA of Bacillus rossius redtenbacheri, 2350 nucleotides long. RefSeq lists its product as uncharacterized. Bases 300 to 2219 code for a protein of 639 amino acids. The transcript is spliced from 6 exons. Gene Ontology annotation, molecular function: cadherin binding; RNA binding. NCBI's taxonomy places the organism in Eukaryota, Metazoa, Arthropoda, Insecta, Phasmatodea, Bacillidae. The record is from RefSeq and is a predicted model, not a curated record.
AGACUGGCCAGUAUUUUGAAGCAAUUAAUUGAUGAUUUAACUAGCUUCAAAAUUGUUAGUGUACCUCUAGCUGGCUCAGAUGCAUAAAACUCUUUAGCUUAACAGCAUACCUCUACCUCUGGUUAGUCACUAGUGUUUAUACAUGCAUCAAUCAAAGUUUAGGGAAUUUUUAGUUUAAAUAAUUAACCAAGAAUAAUAAUACAUACAAUUAUGAUUUAGACAUGACUUGUUUUCGUAGAUCACGGUCAUGAGGACUCACCAAGUCUUGGUGAAGAUCUGUCCUCAUAGUGCAACGUCCGAUGGUAGGUGCGGCGUGUGUGGACGCUGAGUCCAGCGAGAGCGAGACGACGGGGAGCUGUGGCGUCGACGGCGAGAAUCAGCAGGCCUCGGAGAACCACGCGGAAGUGGAGGGUGUUUUAGCCGCUCCUCGCGAGUGUGUGGACUUCAAAGUCAUUUACAACAAGACAAAGUACGAUGUGAACUUUGCGUUAGACGACACCGUAGGGCAGCUGAAGCAGCACCUCCAGGAUGUCCUUGGUGUGCCCAGGGCCAUGCAGAAGGUGAUGAUCCGCGGCCUGGCCAAGGACGAGCGCACGCUGCGUGGUGUGGGUCUCACUCGUGGCUGUGUGGUGCUCGGCUGGACAGGAGGGUGGUGUGCAGGUGUGCCCAGGGCCAUGCAGAAGGUGAUGAUCCGCGGCCUGGCCAAGGACGAGCGCACGCUGCGUGGUGUGGGUCUCACUCAUGGCUGUGUGGUGCUCGGCUGGACAGGAGGGUGGUGUGCAGGUGUGCCCAGGGCCAUGCAGAAGGUGAUGAUCCGCGGCCUGGCCAAGGACGAGCACACGCUGCGUGGUGUGGGUCUCACUCGUGGCUGUGUGGUGCUCGGCUGGACAGGAGGGUGGUGCGCAGGUGUGCCCAGGGCCAUGCAGAAGGUGAUGAUCCGCGGCCUGGCCAAGGACGAGCGCACGCUGCGUGGCGUGGGUCUCACUCGUGGCUGUGUGGUGCUCGGCUGGACGGGAGGGUGGUGCGCAGGUGUGCCCAGGGCCAUGCAGAAGGUGAUGAUCCGCGGCCUGGCCAAGGACGAACGCACGCUGCGUGGUGUGGGUCUCACUCGUGGCUGUGUGGUGCUCGGCUGGACGGGAGGGUGGUGCGCAGGUGUGCCCAGGGCCAUGCAGAAGGUGAUGAUCCGCGGCCUGGCCAAGGGCGAGCGCACGCUGCGUGGUGUGGGUCUCACUCGUGGCUGUGUGGUGCUCGGCUGGACGGGAGGGUGGUGCGCAGGUGUGCCCAGGGCCAUGCAGAAGGUGAUGAUCCGCGGCCUGGCCAAGGACGAGCGCACGCUGCGUGGUGUGGGUCUCACUCGUGGCUGUGUGGUGCUCGGCUGGACAGGAGGGUGGUGCGCAGGUGUGCCCAGGGCCAUGCAGAAGGUGAUGAUCCGCGGCCUGGCCAAGGACGAGCGCACGCUGCGUGGCGUGGGUCUCACUCGUGGCUGUGUGGUGCUCGGCUGGACGGGAGGGUGGUGCGCAGGUGUGCCCAGGGCCAUGCAGAAGGUGAUGAUCCGCGGCCUGGCCAAGGACGAGCGCACGCUGCGUGGUGUGGGUCUCACUCGUGGCUGUGUGGUGCUCGGCUGGACGGGAGGGUGGUGCGCAGGUGUGCCCAGGGCCAUGCAGAAGGUGAUGAUCCGCGGCCUGGCCAAGGACGAGCGCACGCUGCGAGAGAUGGGCGUGGUGAAGGGCGGCAAGGUGAUGGUGGUGGGCUCCAAGCUGGACGACGUGCUAGCCGUCUCCACGGUCAGCAAGCAGGACAUCCAGGAUGAAAAGACGUCAUCUGCCGUGAAAGAGCCCUUCUGCAAACAGAAGAUGCACCGGAAGGUUCUCGACAAAGGCGUACCGGAAGAUGCAAUGCCUGGGAUAAAGAACACAAAGGAUGCGUUGCCACCAGUGCCGUUGUCUGGCAUGCUCAACAAGCAUGGCGGCAAGGUGCGUCUCACAUUCAAGAUGGAGCAGGACCAGGUGUGGAUUGGCACCAAAGAGCGCACGGACAAGAUCGCCAUGAGCUCCAUCAAGGGUGUGGUGAGCGAGCCCAUCCAGGAACACGAGGAGUACCACAUCAUGGGCAUCCAGCUGGGGCCCACGGAGGCGUCGCGCUACUGGGUGUACUGGGUGCCCGCGCAGUACGUGGACGCCAUCAAGGACGCCAUCCUCGGCAAGUGGCAGUACUUCUGACGAGCGACACGCUGUUCCACCACCUACCAGUUGCACAGUUACUCGUUAUUUCUCCUGUUAGUUGGGAUUGCAAUAUUUCACAAGUGUGGUGCUUAAAUAUAAUUUAUUGAAAUACAUUUUGUACAACACUG